CAACUGGAAAACCAUAAUUAACAUAGUUCACAGCUUGUAGAAACUGACAAGUCUGUGGUGGUCUUUUAAACAUGCUAAUGUGCUGCAGGUUUUGUGGUCCCACACGGCGACACGCAUUACAAAAUGUGCUACAGUUCCCUAGGUCGUGAAAUGGGUUUGUAAGUUGACAUAUUUCUUGCUGCGGACUAGUCAGCUGUCAUACAUUGGAUGUAAGUCUGCUGAGAGCCAUGGGUGGGGUAUGCAGUGGAUAUACAGUUCCCAAGAAAAUACUUCUGACUGGACCCAAAGGGUCAGGUAAGACAACGCUGCUGUACACAUGGUGUGUGGGUGGAAAGGAUGCCAAGGUGCCUCGGACGGAGAGUUUCAAUGUGGAGAUGGUGCAUGGGCCCAGGGGCGGACAACUCCUGCUGGUCUGGGACGUCACUGAUCCCAUCCGCAGACGACAGUUCUUUCAUGGAACAGAAGCAAUAGUGUACAUGAUUGACAGCAGGUAUUUGUCUGACCUUGAUGAUGUACGCGAUGACCUGCAUGUGCUCUUGGAAGACAGGGACUUGAAACAUCUGCCUGUGCUAUUGGUCCUGGGAAAGAAGGACCUAACAGACAUGUUCUCCUUGGACGAGUUAGGGAAGAAGCUUGGUCUUCUAGAGGCGAUGCAGUCUCGCCAGUAUGACUGGGUGUCAGUAAGGAAAGACGACAAUCGCACAUACCAGACAGCUCUCUAUAAAUUGUGUGAACUGAUCUUCUCUUGAAUUUUGAUGAAUAUUUGAGACGUUAACAUAUUUAUGCUCCCUUUUCAAAGAAGGCCACCCAUCUCCCUCUACCCGAAAUGUCAAAGUCACACUUAGGGCCAAAGAACAAACUUCGCCAUAAACAGAUUGAAAAAUUCCUACCUCAGCCAUAACUUUGCCAUAUAUUGAUGGAUUUUGAAAUAACUUUGCACAUAUGUCAACCAUUAUAAGACAAUAUGUUCAGGCUUGCUGAAAAGUCCCAAACAGUGCCUGUCAACCGGACAGGCUGAUGGAAAAGUAAGCCUGUGCGGACAAAAAUUCACCUGACCGAACAGCGUGAGUUUAUAACUGAAGAAUUUAGUAAAGUUUAACUCAUAUUUAUUGCAAUGUGCAGCCUGUGUAUAAGUAUUGGACACAGUAAGUUAGUUAUUGAUUUUGGAACAUAUAACAUCAAAUCAUUAUGUGUUCUUAUGCAAAUGUAAAUCACUGUAAUUUUAAAAUAUGUGAUUCAUUCAAUAUAAUAUGUAAUUAUGAAGUCAACUUGUACAAAAUAUACUCUUAUUUAUUCUCCAUACAAUAUCAAUCUUUUACAAAACUAUCUGUUUUAUAUUAUCAAAAAUAAAAUGAUAAUGCGAUAUUACACUGAUAUAAGCACAUUUCCGUGUUAUUUCAUGCGUUCUGACGAUACAUAAAGCAAAACAUUGCUUAUAUAUGAUGAUGACAACUUCAAAUUUGACAAUUUUGAUCAUUUGUAUUAGCAUUUUUAUCACAUGUAGUUUUUUGUUACAACCUUUGUAAUUGGAUAGAUGGUAAUAUGUCGGAACAAUGAAAUUGACGUUUUCGAAAAACAACAACAAAGGGAGAGUACUCUUAGGAACAAGUAACGCGUUAGUGUUCUUAAUGACAAAAAGGCUCGAAAUUGACGAAAAAAGUGAUUCCAAUUGGAUGUAAUCGUUCUUUUGGCAAGUAUUAGACUUUUCGGUAUUUAGUCAUAUUUUGUUUGGCCUGUCAUAAGGACCGGCAAUAUUAGAAACUUCGCCGGACCGUAAAAAAUUUUGCUGGACAAGACCGGAGGUCGGGCCUUUUCAGGAAGCCUGUAUGUUGCGUGUAAAAAUACGUCUCCCUACCAAAAUGGCCCAUGUAAUUCGUAGACAUUAAUGGUCAAAUUUUGAUUAACAAGCUUAUAUUCCUGUCUCAGCCAUGAUGUUGUCAUAAACUGAUUGAUUUGAAAAUAACUUUGCACAAAUGCAAUACAUCAUAACACACUUUAGAUGUAACACUCGUCUCAAUACCUCAAAGGUCGAGGUCACACAAAGACUUCAGAGGUCAAAUUUGGCAAUAAAACAGCUUGUUUCGACUGCAUCUUUGUCAUAUAUCAUGUGUUUUUUAACAAACUUAUCUUUGAUGACCAAUUUAGGAAAACAGUCAUUCAUGUUAAAAAGCUAUCUCUGUACCUGAGAGAUCAAGGCAACAUUUAGAGAUCAAAGGUCAGAUUUGGCCAUAAAAUAGCAAGUUCAUACUGUAACAUUGUCAUUCAUUAUAUUUUUAAGAUAACCUGCCAUAAAUGACUACAAUGAGGAGACAGCAUUAAGCUACUAUUACCCGUCUCAUUACCUCAAAGGUCAAGGUCACACUUAGAUCUCAAAUGUUAAAUAUGGCCAUAAACUCUUGUUUUCUUUAUUUUCUGUUAAUAGAAUUGUGAGACAAAAAUGGAAUGUUGGGGCAUCCGUGCCCUAUGGACUCGUGUAUUGUCUAGUCUUUAAUUGUGUAAUGUUAUGUUAUUGUAUUAUAUUAAUGUGUUAUGUAUGCACACAAUAAAACAUUUAAAAAAUCACAAA
Molecule: messenger RNA, 2566 nt
Organism: Dreissena polymorpha
Lineage: Eukaryota; Metazoa; Mollusca; Bivalvia; Myida; Dreissenidae
Product: ADP-ribosylation factor-like
Exons: 4
Coding region: 228-749 (173 amino acids)
Cellular component (GO): microtubule cytoskeleton; cytoplasm
Molecular function (GO): GTP binding; GTPase activity
Source: RefSeq, a predicted model, not a curated record